This is a messenger RNA of Fraxinus pennsylvanica, 813 nucleotides long. The record is from the annotation of a GenBank genome assembly. NCBI's taxonomy places the organism in Eukaryota, Viridiplantae, Streptophyta, Magnoliopsida, Lamiales, Oleaceae.
AUGGCAAAAUCUAACAAGCAAGAUCCGACCCAUGCCAUUGCUUUGGGAAAUUUUCCAGAUGAACACUCUUAUAUCCGCCUUCCAGCGCCUUGUCAAUACACUCGGUACCCCCAAAGCACCAGACCAAACCGAGAGUACAGAAGUAACAUCAUAAGGAAAUUGAAGGAGAAUGGGUACGAGUACACUUGGGGAAAUGUAGCAGUAAAGCUUAAGGAAGCAUAUGACCUUUGUUGGGGGGUUGAACUGGCUGUCUUGAUUGCUCAUGAAGCAAGAAAACAAUUUCCAACUGAGAAGAUUUCGAUCACAAUGAAAUUAUUCACAACACCCACUAUUAAUCAGUCAAGAAGAAGAAAGAUCCAGCUGAUUCCUUUGCUUAAUACACAUAUGCCAGUUCCCUCUGGAAACUAUGCUUCUGCUUUGUACAUUACGGCAGUCAAAGCCAAUGUAUUGGAUAAGGUUAAAUCUGAACUGCUUACCCUUGUUGAGGCUUCAAAGAGAAGUCCCAUGUUUUCGCAGUUGAUGAAGGAUUUUUCAGUAACUGCUGACAUGAGAGUGAAGGCCAUAAAUGGUUUUUGUGCUCAAGCUAAAUUUACGGAUAUCACAAAGAACUUCUUGGCUCUCGUCUUCAACCUCUACAGUGGAUGGAAAUGCCUGCAAAAUAUCCCACCAAAAAAUGACAAAAACCAGAAACCAAAAGAAAUUGAGACAACCUAUCAAAACCCAUUUCAACCAAAAGAAACCAAAAGAAAUAUCCCAGAAGAGUCUGCUGGCCCCAACCCCCUCAAUCCCUUCACUGCCCAAGUAGCACCAUAA